GGACAUUGUUCCAGCUAAUGAUUAAGAACUCUCCAGACAAUAGGGGCUUCUUAGACAAUGGGUGAAUUUCCAGGAUGUCCGGCCCCCUUCCGAGAAGGAGGGAGAUAACAAAAUGUAAAAAAGGUGUCUGUCAAAGACCAAUCAGGCAGCUGGGGACAAGUUCCCUCUCUGGUCCGAGCCUAAGCCGGGACCAAUCAGCAGGAGAACACAACCAAAUCUAUAAUUUACAUACGGGGAAAUGGGAACCUAUAAAACUGACAUAUUCGCGCCCAAAAGGGUUCCUUCUUCGACCUCCUACGUGAGGACCAAGGAACCCCGGUGCACCGGCCUUCAAUAAACCUCUUGCGUUUUGCAUCGGCUUCCGACUCUUGUUGUUUCCUGGGCGAGUCGAAACUCCUAGGAGACCGCGCAGGUCUAACAUUUGGGGGCUCGUCCGGGAUUCCACUCGCCCCGGACCACAAGAACAUCGGGAGUUGGAGGUACCAGGUAAGCUCGAGCUUGAUUGUCUGUUUGUCCCUUGUUCUUUGUGGGCCAUUAUCGGAGGAAAGCCGUAAGAAUCGGCUUAUUAUGGAAUCUGUAUCGGACCUCUGGCUAGGCAGACGUGCUAAUAGCCGGCGUCCAUGAGCCCUAGGGGACGCCCUGGUGGCUCAUCUGGAAGGAGAGGCAAACUCUGUCUCCCCUUCACUCGGUUUCGGCAGUUCCCUUGGUGAUAACUGCCAUCUGAAGAGGUUUCGGUUUUGAAGCGAGCUCGCGGUGGCCCAUGUGUAUAUGUGUUUCGUGGAGUUUUUAACUGUUUCUGUAUUGUGGUCUAUUCUUCUUCUCUGACGGACGACAAUGGGACAAACUAUGACGACUCCUCUUUCCCUUACCCUAAGCCAUUGGACCGAAGUUCGGGCCAGAGCCCAUAAUUUUUCGGUAGAGGUAAAGAAAGGAAAGUGGCAGACUUUGUGUGCCUCUGAAUGGCCAACAUUUCAGAUAGGAUGGCCCCCCGAAGGAUCCUUUUUAUUAGACAAGAUUAAGCUGCUGAAGUCUAAGAUAUUUAAUAUAGAUCCCCACGGACAUCCAGACCAAGUACCAUAUGUCUUGGUCUGGGAAGAUUUAAUUCUCUCCCCACCUCCGUGGGUCCGGCCCUUUGUUUCCUCAACAGGUACGUCCGCGCACACAUCAGCAGCGUCGGAGAUAUUAGCCUUAAAGAAAAACCCCAACACGGAGAAGCUACCCGACGCCCCGGAUCCACCGAAGGCGAUUUAUCCUGACCCGCAGUCCGAUUUGCUUCUUUUGGAUUCCCCACCCCCUUAUCCUCCGGCCCCAAAUCCCCUACCACCUAGAGGACCCCCAGCUCCACUGCCCUCGGCACCAAAGGAACCAUCCAUGAUGGAAGAAGAAAGGGGUCCCUCAGCGGGCACUAGGAGCCGGAGGGCUAUCUCCCCGGACUCCACUGCCCUACCUCUUAGAGAAUAUGGCCCCCCCGACGGCCAAGGGAAUAGACCUCUCCAAUAUUGGCCCUUUUCCUCUGCAGAUCUUUAUAAUUGGAAAAUGCAUAACCCAACUUUUUCCGAAAAUCCACAGGCCCUUACCGCUUUAAUAGAAUCUCUUGUUUUCUCCCACCAGCCCACAUGGGAUGAUUGUCAGCAGCUGCUUCAGACUCUCCUAACGACUGAGGAGAGGCAACGGGUUCUUUUAGAAGCCAGAAAAAAUGUAUUAGGCGCCAAUGGGCAACCUACCCAGCUGCCUAACGAGAUUGAUGCUGGUUUCCCACUCGUCAGGCCAAACUGGGAUUUCAAUGCCCCGGAAGGUAGGGAGCGCCUGAAAAUGUAUCGCCAGGCUCUGGUGGCGGGUCUCCAUGGAGCGGCCAGACGGCCCACUAAUUUGGCUAAGGUAAGGGAAGUAACUCAGGGGCCCCAGGAAUCGCCAACUGUGUUCCUGGAACGUUUAAUGGAAGCCUUUAGACGCUUUACCCCUUAUGAUCCAACUUCGGAGGGACAUAGGGCUACUAUAGCAAUGGCUUUCAUAGAUCAAGCGGCCCCUGAUAUUAAGAAGAAAUUACAGAGGCUAGAUGGCUUGCAGGGAUUUUCGCUUCAGGAGUUAGUAAAAGAGGCAGAUAAAGUAUAUAACAAAAGAGAAACAGAGGAAGAGAAGGAAGAAAGAAAGCAGAAAGAGCAGGAAGCCCGUGAAAUAAGACGGGAUAAGAGACAGGAGAGGAAUUUAAGUAAGAUACUGGCCACUGUGGUUGGAGGAAGAAAUAUAGGGGAUAGAAAUAGGCAGGAAGGGCGAACGGCAGACAGAAGGCGGCCAUUAGACAAGGACCAAUGUGCCUACUGUAAAGAAAAAGGACAUUGGGCGAGAGAAUGCCCUAAGAAAAAGAAUGGAGGAAGGCCAACCAGAAACAAAAUCUUAACAUUGGAAGAAGACUAGGAAAGUCAGGGCUCGAACCCUCUCCCCGAGCCCCGGGUAACUCUUAAAGUGGAGGGGGAACCUGUUCAAUUUUUGGUAGAUACCGGAGCCCAGCACUCCGUCCUUCUCCACUCAAAAGGUCCUAUCUCAGCUAAAAGGUCAUGGGUACAAGGAGCCACUGGGAAUAAACAAUAUUCAUGGACCACACGAAGGACAGUAGAUCUUGGGAUUGGACGAGUAACCCAUUCAUUUUUGAUUAUUCCGGAAUGCCCCUAUCCUUUGCUGGGAAGAGAUUUACUCUCCAAAGUAGGGGCUCAAAUCCACUUUCAGCCAGAAGGUCCCACCAUAACUGAUAAUAAGGGAAGGUUACUUCAAAUACUGACUAUGAAAUUAGAAGAUGAAUAUAAAUUAUACGAGCAGCCUUCAUCCUCACGAGUUAAUGUUACUGAUUGGGUAACUCGGUUCCCUCAAGCCUGGGCAGAAACUGCCGGAAUGGGGAUGGCCAAAAAUCGGCCCCCGGUGCUAGUGGAACUCAAGGCAACUGCCACCCCAAUAACGGUCCGUCAAUACCACAUGAGUAGAGAAGCCAAAGACGGUAUCCGUCCCCAUAUACAGAGGCUACUAGACUUGGGCAUCUUAAUAAGAUGUCAAUCAGCAUGGAACACCCCUCUCCUGCCGGUAAAGAAACCAGGAACAAAUGAUUAUCGGCCGGCGCAGGAUCUACGAGAGGUAAACAAACGGGUGGCAGACCUGCACCCCACAGUUCCAAACCCUUACAACCUCCUGAGCACUCUUCCACCUCAACAUACGUGGUAUACUGUUUUGGACCUUCCGGCUCCCAAAAGCGCCAGGCAGGUUAGAGAAUUUUUGGGGACGGCCGGAUUCUGUAGACUAUGGAUUCCAGGGUUUGCUGAGCUGACGGCCCCAUUGUACCCCCUAACCAAAAACAGCACUCCUUUCGUUUGGGGCGAUAAGGAACAACGGGCUUUUGACCAAAUCAAACGAGCUUUACUUUCAGCUCCAGCCCUAGGACUGCCAGAUGUAACCAAACCUUUUCAUUUAUAUGUGGCCGAAAAUAAGGGCAUUGCAAAAGGAGUAUUGACUCAGAAAUUGGGUCCCUGAAAUCGCCCAGUUGCUUAUUUGUCAAAAAAAUUGGACCCUGUGGCAUCAGGAUGGCCCACCUGUUUAAAGAUAAUCGCUGCAGUGGCCGUUCUAGUCAAAGAUGCUGACAAACUAACUUUAGGACAAAAUCUAACGAUAACAGCUCCUCAUGCCCUGGAAAAUGUAGUCCGUCAACCACCGGAUAGGUGGCUAACUACUGCCAGGAUGACCCAUUACCAAACCCUGUUGCUAAACUCAGAUCGCAUCAAGUUUGCUCCAGCCACAGGACUCAAUCCAGCCACCUUGCUACCUGAUCCUGACUUGGAAGGCUCCACCAUCAUACAUGAUUGUCAGGAAGUACUAGCCGCAGCACACGGCAGUAGGCCAGAUCUGAUGGACCUGCCCCUCCCUGAUGCUGAUUUCACCUGGUUCAUGGAUGGGAGCAGUUUCCUGGAGGAAGGUAAGCGUCGAACUGGGGCAGCCGUGGUAGACGGAAAACAAGUCAUAUGGGCAGCGGCGCUACCACAAGGGACCUCAGCCCAACGAGCUGAAUUAAUUGCCCUGACGAGGGCAUUAGAGAUGGCAGAGAAUAAAAAAGUAAACAUCUACACAGACAGUAGAUAUGCGUUUGCUACCACUCAUAUCCACGGUGCCAUUUACCAACAGAGAGGGCUACUAACUUCAGGUGGCAAAGAAAUUAAAAACAAAGACGAAAUCGUGGCUUUGUUGACUGCACUCAUGCUUCCUACUAAAGUCAGUAUCAUCCACUGCCCUGGACUUCAAAAAGGAAAUACCCCAAUAAUUAGGGGAAAUAAUAUGGCUGACAAAGUGGCCCGAGAAAUAGCAUCGGGAGAAGUCAUUUUAGGACUGUCAGAUAAAGUUCCUGAAAAACGAGGCCGCGAUGAAGAAAUCAUCCCGGCCACAACAAAAGGAACUUUGUCCCCUCAGCAAGCAGAAUCCAUGUUACAACAGAUGCACAGAUGGACACAUUUGGGGACUAAAAAGACGGUAGCCUUGUUACAAAAAGCCGGGUACGAAACCCCUGGAAUGACAAAAUUAGCUGAACAAAUUGUGCAGGAAUGCGUCCCAUGUCAACAGGUAAAUGCUCACAAAGGGAAACUUGAAACUGGAAAGAGACUCAGGGGGGACCGCCCAGGAACUUACUGGGAAGUGGACUUUACCGAAGUGCGUCCUGGAAGGUACGGUAAUAAAUACCUUUUAGUUUUUGUAGACACUUUUUCAGGAUGGAUAGAGGCUUUCCCAACAAAGAAAGAAACAGCUGCUGUAGUAGCCAAGAAGGUUUUAGAAGAAAUUUUUCCUCGAUUUGGAGCAUCAAAGGUAAUAGGGUCUGAUAAUGGUCCAGCCUUCGUCGCCCAGGUAAGUCAGGAUGUGGCCAGAUAUUUGGGGACUGAUUGGAAAUUACAUUGUGCCUAUAGACCCCAAAGUUUAGGUCAGGUAGAAAGAAUGAAUAGGACUCUAAAAGAGACCCUAACUAAAUUGUCCUUGGAGACUGGCGGUACCGAUUGGACGGUGCUCCUUCCUUUGGCCCUAUUCCGGGUUAGAAAUACACCUUCCCGAUACCAUCUUACUCCUUUUGAAAUAUUAUAUGGUGCCCCGCCUCCCCUCCUCACUUUAGGAAAAGAAAUAAAACCUGAUUGUCAAAAUAACACUGACUUAUAUGCUAGGCUACUGGGACUCCAAUUGGUCCAGAAAGAAAUAUGGUCCCAACUCGCCAAGGCCUACCAACCGGGAACACCGGGAGAAACUCAUCCUUUCCAAGUCAGAGACUCCGUAUACGUCCGUCGGCAUCGAACCCAGACGUUGGAACCUCGAUGGAAAGGACCAUACACCGUCCUCCUCACCACCCCAACGGCCAUAAAAGUGGACGGCAUCGCUGCCUGGAUCCAUGCUUCACAUGUGAAGGCUGCACCAGCGACGGCAUCAUCAGGAUGGCGGGCCCAAAGAACCGACAACCCGCUCAAACUCAAGCUUCUACGAACCUAAGACUUAUAAUUUUGGUUUUACUGCCUUUACUGACUGUAAGUGAUUUUAGCCCUCACCUCCCCCAACGUUUAACUUGGCAGGUAAUUUCUCAGACUGGAGAUGUAACCUGGUCCAUUAGUCAUACUGCACCCCCCUGGACCUGGUGGCCAGAUCUUUUUCGUGAUGUUUGUAAAUUGGCUAUAGGAGCACCUUAUUGGGAUACAGAAGAUUCUCAUGAUAUGAACACUGCCCCUUCCAAAGUUUCGGAAACUGAUUGGUUUGGGCCGGGUUGCAAAAAUGCAGGCAAAAGAAUGAUGCUUGGUAUCCUCACUUUCUACGUAUGCCCCGGGUUCCCCCGCCCUUGAUCUCUGAAUUAUAAAUGUGGUGGAACUGAAAACUUUUAUUGCAAAAGCUGGGGAUGUGAAACUACCGGGGAUACUAAUUGGAAACCCACCUCAACUUGGGAUUUUAUUACUGUAACGGCUAAUUAUUCUCAUAAUGAGGAUACCGGACACCGGAGUAAAUGUUCAGGAUGGUGUCAUCCCCUUAAAAUUUCCUUUAGUAAUCCCGGAAAAAGAGAUAAAAAAUGGAUAAAUGGUCAUUCUUGGGGCGUUAGAUUUUACAUGAGGGGAUAUGAUUUAGGAAUAUUAAUGACCCUUAAGCUAAAGAUUGAGACUCCUUCUCCUAUAUCAAUAGGCCCAAAUCCCAUACUUGGCCCCCCUUUGCUUCCCCCGGCCCCUUCAGCUACGUCAACAAAGAAUGAGACUAAUGAAACCUCUGGAUCCAAAGAACCCACAGUUAAGCCUGGGACUCCUCAGGAUAGGAUGCUUUCUUUGGUGCAGGCAGCCUUUACGGUUCUCAAUGCUACAAACCCAGAGGCUACAAAAUCAUGUUGGCUUUGCUAUGCUGCCCCUCCCCCUUAUUAUGAUGCUAUAGGAUAUAGCUCCAACUAUACUAAUUCUACCUCCUCCGACCAAUGUCGAUGGAAGCAAGAAGGGACCAGUAAAUUAACCCUGUCCUCGGUUUCUGGAAAUGGUACUUGUGUAGGAACACCUCCCCAGUCCCAUAGACACCUUUGUCAUGAUUUCAGCCUCCCUUCAGGCUCAGGAUAUCUUGUACCUCCUCAAGAUGGAUGGUGGGCAUGUAACACGGGGCUCACCCCUUGUGUCUCUUUAGAGGUUCUUAAUACUUCAGCUGACUUUUGUGUGUUAGUGCAAUUAGUCCCUAGACUUAUCUACCAUUCAGACUCAUCCUUUUUAGAUGAAUAUGUAGAAAAAACAAAAGAGAACCUGUAACCCUCACAUUGGCUGUCCUUCUAGGACUAGGAAUAUCUGCCGGGAUAGGAACAGGAACCACAGCCCUCAUACAACAACCCCAGUAUUAUGCAAGUUUAAGACAGGCUGUAGACAUCGACCUUCGAGCAUUAGAAAGUUCCAUAACUCAACUAAAGGAAUCACUCACCUCACUUUCAGAAAUGGUGUUGCAGAAUAGAAGAGGCCUAGAUUUGCUGUUUCUUAAAGAAGGGGGAUUAUGCGCCGCUCUAAAAGAAGAAUGUUGCUUUUAUAUUGAUCAUUCAGGAACCAUUACCAAAACCAUGGAUAAACUAAGGGAACGCUUAGAUAAAAGGCAAAGGGAGAGAGAAAACGAAAAAGGAUGGUUUCAAUCAUGGUUUGAUAAGUCCCCCUGGUUUACCACCUUAAUCUCUACUCUGUUGGGACCUCUUAUUGUUUUAUUGUUGAUUUUAACUUUUGGACCAUGUGUUCUAAAUCGCUUGAUAGCAUUUAUUAGAGAACGUAUCAGUACUGUACAAGUUCUAAUGUUAAGACAACAGUACCAAAGUUUACGAACAGAAGGUUGAGAUUCCAUGAUUGGAAUCAAUAGUCACAAGAAAAAGGGGGGAAUGUGGGACUCGAGGGACAUUGUUCCAGCUAAUGAUUAAGAACUCUCCAGACAAUAGGGGCUUCUUAGACAAUGGGUGAAUUUCCAGGAUGUCCGGCCCCCUUCCGAGAAGGAGGGAGAUAACAAAAUGUAAAAAAGGUGUCUGUCAAAGACCAAUCAGGCAGCUGGGGAGAAGGAGGGAGAUAACAAAAUGUAAAAAAGGUGUCUGUCAAAGACCAAUCAGGCAGCUGGGGACAAGUUCCCUCUCUGGUCCGAGCCUAAGCCGGGACCAAUCAGCAGGAGAACACAACCAAAUCUAUAAUUUACAUACGGGGAAAUGGGAACCUAUAAAACUGACAUAUUCGCGCCCAAAAGGGUUCCUUCUUCGACCUCCUACGUGAGGACCAAGGAACCCCGGUGCACCGGCCUUCAAUAAACCUCUUGCGUUUUGCAUCGGCUUCCGACUCUUGUUGUUUCCUGGGCGAGUCGAAA
Globicephala melas (long-finned pilot whale) is the source of this 7848-nucleotide messenger RNA. Lineage: Eukaryota; Metazoa; Chordata; Mammalia; Artiodactyla; Delphinidae. The record is from RefSeq and is a predicted model, not a curated record.